UCUUUGCCAAGUGGAUUGAAAAUGGAAAAUGUGCAAGUAUGGACCAUGAGACAUUGGCAAAGUGAAUUGAACAUGACGUGGUUGUGCUUUAUCUCGUUGAUUCCUACUCCUUUUCGUUAUUUUGGUUCCAAAAGGAGCUUGAAGCGUCCUUUUCGAUAUUUGGAUAAUAGUUGCUGUUCAUGUUGCGAAUCAAUAGACAAGGAGCAACAAGUGAAAAGAAUUGUAUUGAUAGGAAAACCAUGUAGUGGAAAAGGAACCCAAGCACCCCUUUUAAGUUCUCGUUAUGGUUUUGUUCACUUAUCGACAGGACAGAUAUUGAGAGAAGAAAUGAACAAAAACACAUCUCUCGGUGCAUUAGCAGCUCAAUAUAUGAAACAAGGUGAUAUGUUACCUGAUAGCAUAAUGUUGCCAUUGAUUUCCAGUCGCAUUGCUCAACAAGAUUGUCAAAACAAAGGCUAUAUUUUGGAUGGAUUUCCACGAACUAUUUCUCAAGCUUUGAAAAUGUCAUCCCAUCACAUCGGUGUGGAUAUCGUGUUUCUGUUACAACGAAGUGAUGAAGAUGCCAUCGAAUGGAUGAGAGAACGAUUAUAUGACCCACUAACAGGUAUUCUUUACCAUCCGACUUACUAUCCACCUCCUCCAGAUAGUAUUCCUUUUUUGCAAAGAAGAAUCGACGAUAAUGAAAUAGUGAUGAGAAAAAGACUAUUCCAGUUUCAUCAAAGUUGCUUACCUAUUAUCCAACUUUUUCAAGUAAGUUUUUGUCAUUUCAUGCAAUGGUGGGGGUCAUACAUGGAAGAAUGAAAUAGGAUAAAUUGGUGACAAUCAAUACGAGUAAUAAGAGACCCACUCUACAAGUAUUUGAACAGAUUUGUCAAUAUUUAGAAAAUUUUGAAGCUUUGGUAAGUUGUUGGAUGGCAUCAUCAUUUGAGUCACAUAAGAGUGAUAUUU
Messenger RNA from Galdieria sulphuraria, 948 nucleotides. RefSeq names its product adenylate kinase. Gene Ontology annotation, biological process: nucleobase-containing compound metabolic process. The transcript is spliced from 6 exons. The record is from RefSeq and is a predicted model, not a curated record. Gene Ontology annotation, molecular function: ATP binding; AMP kinase activity. NCBI's taxonomy places the organism in Eukaryota, Rhodophyta, Bangiophyceae, Galdieriales, Galdieriaceae. The coding region runs from base 22 to 801 and encodes 259 amino acids. Gene Ontology annotation, cellular component: cytoplasm.